Molecule: messenger RNA, 1353 nt
Organism: Cladophialophora immunda
Lineage: Eukaryota; Fungi; Ascomycota; Eurotiomycetes; Chaetothyriales; Herpotrichiellaceae
Exons: 3
Coding region: 1-1353 (450 amino acids)
Biological process (GO): transcription initiation at RNA polymerase II promoter; RNA polymerase II preinitiation complex assembly
Cellular component (GO): SLIK (SAGA-like) complex; transcription factor TFIID complex; SAGA complex
Molecular function (GO): transcription coactivator activity; protein heterodimerization activity; RNA polymerase II general transcription initiation factor activity
Source: RefSeq, a predicted model, not a curated record
AUGACUCUCUGGGGACAAGAUACGGUCAGGGAUGUCGCCGAGUCGGUGGGCAUCUUGAAUCUGAACAAAGAGGUCAACCAAGCACUCUGCCGCGACGUCGAAUACCGCAUUUCCCAAGUCCUACAAGAAGCCCUCAAAUUCAUGAAACAUGCCCGCCGCACGAUCCUCUGGUCGCAAGACAUCUCACAAGCACUGCGCGUGCUGGAUAUCGAACCUCUGUAUGGCUACGAGUCUACGCGGCCGUUGAAAUAUGGGGAGGCGUCACUGGGACCAGGACAGCCGCUGUUCUACGUCGAGGAUGAGGAGAUGGAUUUUGAGAAGCUCAUUAACGCGCCCCUCCCCAAGGUACCGAGGGAAGUCACAUUUACAGCUCACUGGCUGGCUGUGGAGGGUGUUCAGCCCUCGAUACCUCAAAACCCAACCUCGACUGAAGCGAGGAAUCUCGAACUGGUCCCCAAAGGACCCAACGCGAAUCCGGCCCUGGCUGCAAUGAGCGGCGCCGACAACACCACGACGAAACCCCAGGUCAAACAUAUUCUGUCUAAAGAACUACAACUGUACUUUGAGAAGGUGUGCGCGUCGGUGCUGGACGAGACGCAACCAGAGUAUCGCGCAGCAGGGUUGGCCAGCUUGAAAGAAGACCCCGGUCUACAUCAGCUCGUGCCUUAUUUCGUGCAAUUUGUGGCGGAAAAGGUCACGCACAACUUGAAGGAUCUCUUCGUGCUCACACAGAUGAUGAUGGUCACCGAUGCCUUGACCCGGAACGACAGACUCAAUCUGACCCCAUAUGUUGCCUCGAUGGUCCCUCCCGUACUGACCUGCUUGAUCGGACGCACCUUAGGCACCGGCAUCGGAGCACUCGAUCAUUACGACCUUCGCGACCUAGCCGGAGCUCUUCUAGGUCACCUCUGCAAUAAAUACUCCAAGUACUCACACAAUCUCAAGCCCCGACUCGCACGAUCGUGUCUGAAGACGUUCCUGGAUCCGAAGAAGCCAUACGGCAGCCACUACGGUGCUAUCCUUGGAUUAAAAGCCAUUGGCGGGGCGGAGGUGGUUCGGCAGCUGAUACUGCCUAAUGUCAAAGCGUACGGGGAGCUAUUGGAGGAGGACAUUCAAGAGUCGAGCAUCAAGAAGGGCGAGGCGGAAAAGGUCGUCAGUGCGAUCCUCAACGCCCUCGGGACAUUGGUGGACGAUGACAUCCCCAUGAUGAACGGACACUCGGCUGAAUCUGCUGCCAACACGCGGGUCCAGCUGGUUGACAAGCUGGGAGAAGUGAUUGGAGGGAGGAUCGCAGAUUCGGGAAACACACGGUUUGCAAGGGCCGUUCUCGAGGGGGAUCUUGCGGGAUUAUGA